Molecule: messenger RNA, 3097 nt
Organism: Sinocyclocheilus anshuiensis
Lineage: Eukaryota; Metazoa; Chordata; Actinopteri; Cypriniformes; Cyprinidae
Product: inter-alpha-trypsin inhibitor heavy chain H3-like
Exons: 23
Coding region: 56-2680 (874 amino acids)
Source: RefSeq, a predicted model, not a curated record
GUGGACUUGAGUUUAAAGGCAGUGUGCAUUUGGAGGUCAGUUUCCUGUGCAGGUCAUGAUGGAUCGAGCAGCUCUCCAGCUGAUUCUCUUGGGCGUCUUUCUCAUCUCAGCCACUUCUGAUCCUGUUAAGAAGAAACAAAAUGUGGAUAUAUACAGCUUCUACAUUAACUCCACGGUCACCAGUCGCUACGCUACAACAGUCAUCACAAGCCGUGUUGCGAACAUACUGAAUGAAUCUCAAGAGAUCCAGUUUGAGGUCAAGAUUCCCAAGAAUGCCUUCAUCAGCAAAUUCAGAAUGACCAUAGAGGGAAAAACAUAUGAUGGGGUUGUGAAGGAAAAAGAAGAAGCUCAGCAGCAAUACAAUCAAGCAGUAUCUCGAGGACAAAGUGCUGGACUGGUCAAAUCUGUUGGAAGGACUUUAGAGGACUUUAAAACUUCAGUGACGGUGGCUGCUUUUAGUAAAGUGACCUUUGAGUUGACCUACGAGGAACUGCUAAAGCGCCGCCUCGGCAAAUAUGAGCUACUCAUCAAUGCCCAACCGAUGCAGCCGGUGGCUGACUUCAAGAUGGAUGUGCACAUCCAAGAGAAACCAGGAAUUUCCUUCUUGGAGGUGAAAGGAGAUUUGAGCACCGGGGAUCUGGCCAAUGCCAUCAAAACCACCAGAGCAGACAAAGACGCAUGGGUGACCUUCUACCCCACACAAGAUCAACAGACCAAGUGUAAAAGCUGUGGAGAAAAUGGGUUGAAUGGAGACCUGCUUGUAACAUACGAUGUUGAGAGACGAAAUCCCAAAGGAGAAGUCAUGGUAUCAAAUGGCUAUUUUGUCCACUACUUUGCACCCUCUGAUGUUCCACGUAUUCCCAAAAAUGUGGUGUUUAUCAUUGACCGGAGUGGCUCUAUGCACGGCAGAAAAAUAGACCAGACUCGUUUGGCACUGCUAAGGAUUUUGAGUGAUCUUGAUGAGGACGACCACUUUGGAUUGAUCACAUUUGACAGUGAAGUUAGCUUAUGGAAACGUGAACUCCUCAAAGCUACUGAGACAAACCUGGAGAAUGCGAGAUCUUUCGUGAAGGAGAUCAGCGAUAGAGGAGCCACUGACAUAAAUGCUGCAGUUCUAGCAGGAGUGGACAUGAUCAGUCGACAUCCACGAGAGGGAACAGCCUCCAUCCUGAUCCUGCUGACUGAUGGAGAUCCCACUACAGGUGAAACCAACAUAGAGAAGAUAAUGGCCAAUGUGAAAGAGGCCAUUGGGACAAAGUUUCCCCUCUAUUGUCUUGGCUUUGGAUAUGAUGUAAACUUCGACUUCCUGACAAAGAUGUCACUGGAAAAUGGUGGAGUUGCUCGCAGGAUUUAUGAAGAUUCGGACGCUGAUCUACAGCUGCAUGGCUUCUAUGAUGAAGUUGCGGUCCCUCUCCUCACUGAUAUUCAACUUAAAUACCCAGGAGGGACAAACCUUACCAAGACCAGCUUUAGCUUGUACUUCAAUGGCUCUGAGAUUGUGGUGUCAGGACAAAUCACAGACAACAGUGUGGAGAGUUUCACCACUGAAGUCAUCGCAGUAUCAAAAGGCAGUAAAGUGACGUAUCAGGACACUAUAAUGACAAAAGACCCCAGUGAUGUCCCUCCUGAGAAUGAAGAUUUCAUGCAGAGACUGUGGGCCUACCUUACAGUGAAGCAGCUUCUGGAGAGACAGGUGCUUCUUAAAGGACAAGAGAAAGAGGAUGAAAAGAAGGAAGCUCUUAAACUCUCCCUGAAAUACCAGUUUGUCACUCCCCUCACCUCUAUGGUUGUUACCAAGCCACAGGAGGGUGAAGUGGAAGUUGCCGACAAACCCAAAGAGGGAGAAGCGCCACCCAGACCUCCAGCAAUGCACCCGCGUCCUGUACCUAGCGGUCCUUUUGGAUGUGGACAAUAUCGCACUGAGCGUAUUCAGGCUAACCCUUUCUAUCCAGUAGCUGAGGAUUUCAAGUUUAGCGGCAUAUUGCUCGCUGAACAAAUGCCCAUCGUUACAGGGAGAGUAACUGUACUUUCUACAAUGUCAGCUCCACCAGCUCAUAGCAGUCGUUUCCUGCUGCCUGUUGUUGGUCAGUCUAAGCCGCUUUGUUUUGACGUUCCUGUUCCUUACAAACUCCGACUCCUACAGGAUUCAGCUUCAGAGUUCUCUAUGAAUGGAGAAUCCAUGACUGGACAAAAUGGAUGUCGUAAAAUUGCAUUUCAUUACAAAACAAACCAUCAUCUGACAAUAAGCACAAAAUCUAUCAGAUACCACGACGGCCAGAAUCAUGUUGAGUUUCUGUGGGACCAGGAACCGACCCAACACAAUACAGAGGACGUGUCUCUGAUUCUACGGAGUAAUGAAAUAGACAUCACCAUGGGAAAUAUCUGUGUCAUUAUUCUGCUUCACAAGGAAAACGGGGACGUGUUUCUGUGGCCUGCUGUUCAGCAACAGCCAAAAGAUGUCAAGUUGACAGGCAUUUUAGGAGAGGCUGAUAUUUCAUAUGAGGAGAUCCCAGGAUCACAAACCACAACUUUAAAGUUAAAGGACCAUGAAGUGAAGACAUCUUGGGUGAUGGUGAAGGACUACAGACUUGCUACUGCUCCUGUGGUUGGAUGUUGGCUUGUACCAUUCCAGGCUGUUGCGCAGCGAGAGCUCGCUGACUUCACUGUCACUCAGCUGUAGAGUUCAGCAAAAAUCAUUUUUAUUGUCCAUUAUCGUGCUGACUUUUUUAAUAAUAUAACAUAUUCUUUAAAUGGACAUUGUUUAUGAGCUAUAAAACGGUCAUCUAUUGGCAAAUAGUAGGGGCAUGACAAUGUUAUUUCCAGUGUACCACAUCUUUUGCAUGCAUUGAUAACCAUGUACAAUAAUUUCACAUCAAUAGUCAACCCAAAUAUUCAUUUAAAGUGAUUUCCAUCUGUGUAUAAUGUUCUGUUUUAGAGUGCAAGAUUUGCUCACCACUUGUUGCAGUAUAAAAUAGCAAUUAAAAUUUCACACCAAACAUUUUAUGUAUACAUAGUAACCCUUCGAUUGGUGCUUAUUCCUGGAAAAUAUGCUUUUUUGUGGUCCUGCCUGAUAAUAAAAGUAAAAGCUUAACACCAA